CCGGAGAAGAAGAUGGGCCGUUGACAAGAGAAGAAACCCUGUGGCUAUCUUGAGCUAGCUAAGUCACGUUAUCUAUACAUUUAGUAGCUUAACCCGUGAACGUGUUGUUGUGUUUUGUUCAGGCUGUGAUCGAAAAUGAUCCUCACCGUGAAACCGCUUCAAGGAAAAGAAUGCAGCGUACAGGUGACUGAAGAUGAAAAGGUCUCCACAGUAAAGGAACUUGUGUCAGAACGUCUCAACAUACCAGCAAACCAGCAGAGGUUGCUCUAUAAAGGGAAAGCACUUGCAGAUGAGCACAGACUGAGCGAUUACUCCAUUGGGCCAGAGGCUAAAUUGAAUCUGGUUAUCCGUCCAGUGGGAGAGAGGACUGGAGCAUCGGGGACAUCUGCCAGCAGCAGCAGCAGCAGCACACAGGGGAGAGUGUGGCAGACUGUGUCCACUAUCCUUGCUAGACACUUUAGUCCAGCAGACGCAGCAAAAGUACAUGAACAGCUUAUUAAGGACUAUGAACGCUCACUUCGACAACUUAGUCUCGACGACAUUGAGCGCUUGGCAGGAAGACUUCUUCACCCAGACGGCGAGGGCAUGGACCCUUCAUACAUGGACUAAGAGUGCCUAGCUGGAAGUUGCUUAUUGUAAUUGUCCUUUGAGAGGUGCUCCAUGCUUGGAGGUCCAUACAGUGUUUAGAGUGUGAGGCAUGGAAAGUACAGUAUCAGUUUUCUUGCAGAGAGCUCUAGCUGUGUGCCUAAUCGAUGACUGAGUGAGCACAUAUAACACUGACUGUUGUUUUUCAGCACUAGGGCUUUCUUAUUCAUGACCAAAGGAUUUGGAUAAGAAAACUUGGCAACUCUGAAUUGGUCAUUGAUGUUGCAGUAAUGACACAAGAACUGAUCACGUAAUAUUUGAAAACAAAGGAUCCAUUUAUGCUGUUGGUUUCGCAUGAUCUCUGGCUGCUACAUCUCCAGGGGGACACUAACUUCCACUGGAGGGUUUUUGUUAGUAAUGUCUGUGUUGAAUGAUAACUGGGUGUUUUCUUUUAAUCAUCCACGAGAAGGUUAUACAUGUUUUAUUCCGUAACUAACUGAUGUUUGUUGUAUGAUUUGUAAAUAACAUGUUUAUAUAUACAGACAUUAAACCACAGAAAACAGACAAGUGUAAAUGUUUUUU
Epinephelus fuscoguttatus (brown-marbled grouper) is the source of this 1167-nucleotide messenger RNA. It is a transcript of the gene ubl4a, whose product is annotated as ubiquitin like 4A. Lineage: Eukaryota; Metazoa; Chordata; Actinopteri; Perciformes; Serranidae. Bases 136 to 609 code for a protein of 157 amino acids. Gene Ontology annotation, molecular function: protein binding. Gene Ontology annotation, biological process: post-translational protein targeting to endoplasmic reticulum membrane. The record is from RefSeq and is a predicted model, not a curated record. The transcript has 4 exons.